Messenger RNA from Arvicola amphibius (Eurasian water vole), 714 nucleotides. It is a transcript of the gene C4H13orf46, whose product is annotated as chromosome 4 C13orf46 homolog. Bases 1 to 714 code for a protein of 237 amino acids. The record is from RefSeq and is a predicted model, not a curated record. NCBI's taxonomy places the organism in Eukaryota, Metazoa, Chordata, Mammalia, Rodentia, Cricetidae. The transcript is spliced from 8 exons.
AUGGAAAAGGAUCCUGCCACUCACAGGAGGCACAGGCCUGGCCCUGGAGCCCUGCCCUCAGGAAUAACCCCUGGAUACCUCAAAGUGGCCAGCGAGGGGGCUGAACUCCAGAGGAGCAGGAGUGUGGGUGGCUUGCACCAGAAGGGGGAUCCACCAGUCUGCAUCAGGAAGCUACUACUCAAGGAGCUAGACUCUGAGGACCAAGGUAAAGAUCCAAGAAGUGACACAGAUGAUACCUCCUGUCAGGUGAGCCUAGAGGAAGACAGGAAGAAAAGGAACCAGGAUGAGCCCAGAACGCUGGACCAAAAGUGUGGGAAGUCAGAGCCAGAGAAGAGCGACUUGGAGGCCAGCACCUCAGAAAAGGACGGUGCCCACAAAGGAAGACGCACCUCAGUGGCCGAGGAGCAGGAGCCAGAGUCCAUGAAGCUGAAUAACCUUCUAGAAAAACAGAAAUCAUCUGUGUUUGUGGAGAUCGACCUUGGAGACCAUACUGAGGAGGAGGUAAUCACCUGUGCCUUGAGGGAAGAGAAGAGGUCCCCAAUGGACACAGGGGACUUGUCAGAGGAUGAGACAAGGACCAGCUGGGUGUGCUGCAUCCCAUAUUCCACAAAGAAGAAGGCAAGAGACACUACCAGUGCUUUGGAAAAGAACCACCAGUCGCCUCAGGACAGGACCCCUCUGACUCAGCCACUAGUAGAGCUCUCUGGGGACUAA